CCGGGGUGCCCCGAGCUGUCCCGUCUCUCCCAGUUUCUUCCCAGUGCAAGAUCCUGCGCUGCAACUCGGAGUACGUGGCUGCCACCCUCAACCUGCGCGGCUCCAGCAGGAACGCGGCGUACUGCACCGCCCUCCGCUCCUACUCCCACUGCACCCGCAAGACGGCUCGCACGUGCCGGGGCGACCUGGCCUACCACUCCGCCGUCCACGGCAUCGAGGACCUCAUGAUCCAGAACAACUGCUCCAAGGAGGGUCCCACAUCCCCACCCCGAGCCCGGCCCCCGGCCCCCAACCACCAGGGCUUCGAGUCUCUCGAUAUCUGCAACUACGAGAAGAGCUUUCUCUACAAGCACGGCCAGCCCCCCAGCUACCAGCACUGCGCGGCUUUCGGGGACCCCCAUAUCCGCACUUUCCACGAUGACUUCCACACUUGCCGAGUGGAGGGCUCCUGGCCUCUCUUGGACAAUGACUACUUGUUUGUGCAAGCAACCAGCUCUCCGGUGGCCAAGGGGUCCAACGCUACGGUCACCAGCAAGCUCACCAUCAUCUUCAAGAACAUGAAGGAAUGCAUCGACCAGAAGGUCUACCAGGCUGAGAUAGACAACCUCCCGGCAGCCUUCGAGGACGGCUCGGUGAACGGGGGCGAGAGGCCCGGCGGGAGCAGCUUGGCCAUCCGGGAGCUCAGCCCCGGGCGGCACGUGGAGAUCCGCGCGGAAUACAUCGGCACCACCAUCGCCGUGCGUCAGGCCGGCCGCCAGCUCUCCUUCUCCAUCCGGGCAGCCGAGGAGGUGGCGGGGGCCUUCACGGAGGAGCAAGACCUGCAGCUCUGCGUGGGCGGCUGUCCCCGCAGCCAGCGCAUCCCCCACGGCGAGUGCUGCCGCGGGCGCGAGGCGGCCGAGGCGGCUCGGGCGCUCUGCAAGGAGAUGCUGCCCGUGGAGGACGUCUACUUCCAGUCGUGCGUCUUCGACGUGGCGACCUCGGGGGAUGCCAACUUCACCAUGGCGGCUCACGGGGCUUUGGAGGACGCCAGGGUCUUCCUUCCCAACGCCGAGAAACUGCACAUCUUCCAGGCUGGGGCAGGCUGCCCGCGCGUCUCUUCUUCCCUCCUCCUCCUCCUCCUCCUCCUCACCUCUGGUCUUUGGGCUGUUUUGUUGCACUUUUAACUCCCGCUGGCACUGCAUGGGAUGCGUCCAGCCAGCCCAGGGGGGGUAACCUGAGAGCUGCUGACUCAAGACCCAUGCCGUGCAGAGCAGGAGAGCUUGCCUUACCGAGGAUCAAGUGUCUCUGCAGCGGUGAGGGAUCAGAGGCCCAGACCUGUGGGGAAGGGAGCGCUGGAGAGGAGAGACCCUCAGACGCCGCUUUGCACCCGCAGUUCGCGCACGCACGGCACCGAUCGGUUUCCUCUCCUGACGGCAGAUCACAAUUUUUUUCUGUUGGAUUCUCAUGCGUUUCUUUUUUUUUUUUUCUAAAGACAAGGACGUUGCAGCCGUAUCAAAGAAAAAGAAACACGUGGGGGGGAGACACGUUUCAAAAAAAAAAACCCUUUGCCCCUCAAAGCCUUUCCAUAAAUUCCCUUUUUACCUUUCUUCCAGCGUUACUACAGCAGACUUUUACUCAGGAACCUAACAGCUUCAGAAAUAACAAGCUCCAAGCCCAGAUCCCAAUUUUUAGCAGUCAAGAAAUGUUGCUUGGUGGCUUUGGGGCCCCUUGACCCCCCAGCUGCUACCGAAGCCACGCGAGAGCGAAGCAAGGCUGUAAGUUGGUUAUCAGAGUGUCGUGACCAAGGUCUGAGCUUUUUGAGCUAGAAAUCAACCAUUUCGCACUGCAUUCUCCUCUCUCUGGGUUAGUAACGUGCUGAUUUUCCAGCGUCGGGAGCUGCAGAGCAUCAGCUCUCUGACAUUUUCAGGCUACUGUUGUUAUUUUAUCUUGUUGACUUGGCACCUCUCUGGGACUCAGGAUAGCCAGUUCUGGACUUUGGACCAGCGUUGAGUUUCAGUGAGGAAAAAUACCCCUUGGUAUUCCUCUCCCUCAGGCUCAACUUUCCCUGUGGCUGUCACAGUCCCGUUCAAAUCCAACCCAGACUGCGGGUUUCACUGGCAAAAGAGAAUUAAUAAUGAAGACGCGGAGCUGGCAAAAAGCCGUGGGACUGUAUCGAUGAGGAGGGGAACUAUGAGCAGCUGUACAUAAAUACAGAGGUGAUGCCAAAUUAAACGUUUAAUAUAUUUAAGAGGUUUUAAGUAAAGCAGCUAGAGUUCUAUAUGCUAAGAAAUAUUUUCCUUAUGCAAAGAGUUUUGUUUUGUUCUUUUUAAUAAAGAGGGCUCACAUUAAAACUUUGUCGUUCCCGUCCCGUGGAGCUGUAGGAAAAGCCUUGCAAAGCCCUGUGGAGGCAGGGAAUGAAGCUGGCAAGACACGGGGGGAAAGAGAAGAGCAGAUCAUCCGGGUACGGAGGAUCUGUCGAGCUGUAAAGCGAGGUUUUACAGUUCACGUUUCAGUAUUUCUGCAGUUUCUUUGGUCAGGUUUGGUUGUUUUUUUUUUUUUUCCUGCUGGUUCUUCUGCCGAGGGCACAAAGAGUAAAUACAGAAGCAUUUCUUAGAUAUCUCAGCACAUUUCCUCCUCUGACAUGCACUCAAAGCACACGGUGACUAGAGGGAGAGUUUCUCUGUUUCUUGCAGGGUGCUUUUGCUAAUCCCUGGAGGUUUUGACAUUAAAGGUGUCUA
This is a messenger RNA of Tyto alba (common barn owl), 2717 nucleotides long. RefSeq names its product hemojuvelin BMP co-receptor (gene HJV). Gene Ontology annotation, biological process: BMP signaling pathway. Lineage: Eukaryota; Metazoa; Chordata; Aves; Strigiformes; Tytonidae. The coding region runs from base 225 to 1163 and encodes 312 amino acids. Gene Ontology annotation, cellular component: plasma membrane. Gene Ontology annotation, molecular function: coreceptor activity. The record is from RefSeq and is a predicted model, not a curated record. The transcript is spliced from 2 exons.